Molecule: messenger RNA, 618 nt
Organism: Protopolystoma xenopodis
Lineage: Eukaryota; Metazoa; Platyhelminthes; Monogenea; Polystomatidea; Polystomatidae
Source: the annotation of a GenBank genome assembly
AUGUUCUGCCCUCUUUCCAAGAAACCUUCUUUGCGAGGAGUCUCCCUUAAUUCAGGCAAUAGGCACACCACGGCCCGGUUGCCCAAGUACGCAGAAGCCGUUUUAUGGGUGUCAAGUUGCUGGGCCCGUCAAACCAAUGGGAAAUGCAGCGUUUCACUUGCUACCCAACACUCAUUCGCCCAUCUACCCAACUCCAACUGUUUAUAUACAAACCGCUUCUUGCAGAUGCCUUUCUCUCGUAUCAUAAAUUCUCGCCAGCCCACUCCUCUCAACUUCUUCAUGUUGCCCGUACGUCUGCUUUGGCCCCGUUUCCCCCACCAUUUUAGUCUCAAUUUGCCUCAGCUCGCCAGACUAAUCCCAUUCGAAGUUGUACUGGGCAAGAGGACAGGAUGGCAACUCGAUAAACUCGACAAACUCGACAAACUCGAUGCGCUCUCAUACCUGCCUUGUCUCACUCCCUGUCCAGGCAAGCUGACACCUUCGCCCGGGCUUUGCGUCCACCGUCCGUUCGCUUAUGUGGCCACCUCCUUCUGCGCAUGCUUAAACUUGCUACAAACACACACUCACAUGCACACAGAUUUUUCCCACCAAGACUAUGAUGCUCUUGGGACUGGCUGA